AUGUCUGAGCACGAUCCAAGCUCAUCCAUCCCAACCGAAGUUCCCAUACCUCCUCUGGAGGAGGCCUAUGCUGCCCUCGACAUCAACGCUGAUGAUGAAUCUGAUGGUCUCGACCUUGGUUUUGAGGAAGAUGUCGACCCAAUCACUGAUUUCAGCCUCACUCUUGUUGGGAGACUUAUGACGGACAAGAUUGUCAAGUUUGCUUUUAUGAGGGAUACCAUGGCUGCCGUGUGGCGUCCACGCAUGGGUGUGGCUGCUAAAGAGCUCAUCAACAACACCUACCUCUUCCAGUUCUUCCACGACAUUGACAUGCAGAGAGUCCUUGAAGAUGGACCAUGGUCCUUCGAACAAAACUUACUAGCCCUAGCCAAAGUUCAACCGGAUAUCCCCCCUAUAGUAACACCGCUCGACACUGCUAAUUUUUGGGUUCAACUACAUGACCUCCCCCUGGGGUUUUUUUCAGAGAAAACAUUUGCGGCUAUCGGCAAUUUCAUAGGCGAAUUCAUCAGGAUUGACGACGGUGCUUUCUCAGGAUGGUUCAAAACCUUCGUUCGCAUACGGGUCAGAAUCAACAUCACCAAGCCCCUUAUUAGCCAGAUGAGAAUCAAGCGUAAUGGAGGUGACUGGAGCUGGAUUUCUUUCCGGACACACGGAGAAAUUUUGUAUCAAACUGUUCGAAGGAUUUCCCCCAACGGCAGACAAACCAUUUGGACCAUGGUUGCGAGCACAAAACCGUCGACCGUCGCCGGUCGCCGGGAAUAG
Molecule: messenger RNA, 762 nt
Organism: Ipomoea nil (Japanese morning glory)
Lineage: Eukaryota; Viridiplantae; Streptophyta; Magnoliopsida; Solanales; Convolvulaceae
Exons: 2
Coding region: 1-762 (253 amino acids)
Source: RefSeq, a predicted model, not a curated record